AUGCCAACUACUCGAGCUCCAACAAUUACCAUUCCAUCAAAAUCCAAUACCUCUCAACAAGUAUUUCAAGGUAAAUGUAACAAGUGUGGAGAAGAUGGACAUAAAUCAUAUGAUUGUAAGAAGAGUGAUCGCCCGGGGAAAAACUUACUUGUUCAAGGUGAUGAUGAACGUGAUGCAUAUUUAGAUCUUAUGGAGCCACCAAUAUUUGAUAAAGAACCCGACGAAGAAGUGGAAGAGGAGUUUCUCACCGGUGACCAAGGACCAUGGAGUUGUGAAAAUAUCGUUUCCGAAGAAGUGGUUCGCAAGUUGAAGUUAGAGACAAAAGAACAUACUUCUCCAUAUUCUUUAUCAUUGCUUAACCCAGGAAGCGAGGUAAAAAUCACUAAACGUUGUCUCAUUAAUUUUUCUAUUGGUGACAAAUAUGCCGACAAAGUUUGGUAUGAUGUUGUUUUGAUGGAUGCAUGUCAUUUACUUCUUGGGCGACCUUGGCAAUAUGAUCGGUUUGUGAAUCAUGAUGGGAGAACAAACAACUAUUUGUUCAUAUGGAGCAAUAAGAAGUUGACUCUUGUACCCAAUCGUGAGCUUAUGCCUAAGCCACAAAAUGGUGAUGGUAAAAAUAUACUUACUUAUCACAAGUUCAUAGAAGAGUUGGAUGAUUCAGAGGUUUUCUAUAUACUUCAUGUUAAAGAAUCUCCAUCGUAUGAUUUUGUGCCACCGCUAAUCAAGCCAAUUAUCGAAGAAUUUCAAGACGUUUUUCCUACCGACUUACCGAAUGUAUUACCACCAUUAAGAGAUGUGCAACACCAAAUAGAUCUAGUACCCGGUUCAAGUCUUCCUAGAAAAGCCCACUACCGGAUGAGUCCCAAAGAACAUGAAGAAUUACGGCGCCAAGUUGAAGAGCUUAUUUCCAAAGGUUUUAUAAGACCGAGUCUUAGCCCUUGUGCGGUACCGGCCUUGUUAGUACCAAAGAAAGAUGGUUCAUGGCGUAUGUGUGUGGAUAGUCGGGCAAUCAAUAGAAUCACAUUGAAGUACCGAUUUCCAAUUCCUCGUUUUGGAUGA
This is a messenger RNA of Papaver somniferum (opium poppy), 1059 nucleotides long. RefSeq lists its product as uncharacterized. Bases 1 to 1059 code for a protein of 352 amino acids. The transcript has 2 exons. Gene Ontology annotation, molecular function: zinc ion binding; nucleic acid binding. The record is from RefSeq and is a predicted model, not a curated record. Lineage: Eukaryota; Viridiplantae; Streptophyta; Magnoliopsida; Ranunculales; Papaveraceae.